Messenger RNA from Prunus avium (sweet cherry), 663 nucleotides. RefSeq names its product kxDL motif protein. Lineage: Eukaryota; Viridiplantae; Streptophyta; Magnoliopsida; Rosales; Rosaceae. Gene Ontology annotation, cellular component: BORC complex. Gene Ontology annotation, biological process: lysosome localization. The record is from RefSeq and is a predicted model, not a curated record.
AAUCUCUCUGUCUUUCUCUCUCUCUCUCUCUCUCUCUCUCUCUCUCUUGCUCUUCCACCCCCAUUGAUGAGAAAGAGAGUGGGAAAAGAGUAGAAGGUGAUGGAGCAGACGGGGAAGGAAGCGACAAGGGAAGCAUCAGAACAGGUAUCAAAUGAAUUCAAAACACUGGUCGAUGCUCAGGACUUGGAUUCACUCAAACAAUUGCAGCACCUCAUAUUGGGGAGAUUGCAAGAUGGCAAUGCAGUCCUGUCACAUUUUAAUGAGUUUUCAGAGAACUGCUUUGCUGAGGUUGCUGGAGAUUUCUCUAGACACACACGCCUAUUAAGGUCUAUGAAGUCUGAUCUUGAAUACAUAUUUCAGAAGUUGAGGAGCAUGAAGUCGAGAAUUUUGGCUACCUAUCCAGAUGCAUUUUCCGAUGACUCAAAACAAGAAAUACUCGACCAGAGACCAGACCUUGAAAUGCCGCGUUAGCACUGAGACUACGUCACGGUUCGAUAAUGGAAGUGUUCCGAGAUUAAGCGUGUCAGCAGCCGAUGUGUUAGAUCUCCAGAAAUUAUAUUUCCAUUUGUUCUAGCUUACAGACUACAGAGCUUUUUAUUUUAUUUUUUCCCGACAAGUGUAUGGAAAUAUGCAUAUAGUCACAAACGUCUAAUUUCGACCUUG